UAGAAGACGCUUCGUCCCUCAUCCGAGAGUCUUCGUCAGUUCUGAUCUCCAGAGGGGAAAUUCAGGUGCAGCACAAGGACAUAGAAGUUUUACUGUAUAAACUCACCUUUUAGUGGAAGUUCCCCUUUAAGAGCUCCUCGUCGCGUCGACACAUCUUUCAUCGUGAAGGAGAGAUGUUUACCUGCCACACCUGAGCGAGCCCGGUCCGCUGGAGGGAAGUUGGCGUUCAUUAGGGAAGUAGAGGUCGACCACGCUGCGGUUCAACCACUUCCUACUUUCUGACUCUCAUUCACAACUCUGACUUCAUUUCCUCCCGGUGCUCGAGUUGCUCUGUUUGACAGAGUGGAUUUAUUCAAAGCGAGGCGGCGAUGACGGACGGCUGAUGGAGAACGGACUCCUUUCAACGGCAGCAGAGAGGGAGCGACCGGGGAACCGCCCGCCCGAGCUGCUGUACCCGCAGGACGACGUGGCAGAGCGCCUGGCGCUCGGCGGCAGCGAUGACGCGCUGGCCAACGGCACGAAGGCCGACCUGCAGGCGGCCAAACGUCUCGCCAAACGCCUCUACAACCUGGACGGCUUCAGGAAGUCGGACGUGGCUCGACACCUCGGCAAGAAUAAUGAGUUCAGUCAGCUGGUCGCAGAGGAGUAUCUCAGUAACUUUAACUUCACGGGGCUGACCAUCGAUCAGGCGCUCAGGACGUUUCUGACCCGGUUCGCUCUGGUGGGAGAAAGUCAGGAGAGAGAGAGAGUCCUCGCUCAGUUCUCCAGGAGGUACAGAGAGUGCAACCCGGAGAGCCUGACCACUGAAGACAGCGUCCACACUCUGACCUGUGCCGUCAUGCUGCUGAACACAGACCUUCAUGGAAACAACGUGGGGAAGAGGAUGUCCAGCAGCCAGUUCGUCUCCAACCUGGAAGGUCUCAACGAUGGAAAAGACUUCCCCAAAGAUCUGCUGAAGACUCUGUACAGCUCCAUCAAGAACGAGAAGCUCCAGUGGACCAUUGAUGAAGAGGAGCUGAGGAAGUCCAUGUCGGAGCUGGCCGACGUCCGAACAGACUCCGCCUCCCACACCAUGAAGCGGCUGGGGAGUGGAGGAAACCCGCUGGUGGGCGUCGCCCAUCAGGCCGACGGCGAGCUGUACAAGAACGGCUUCCUGGUCCGCAAAGUCCACGCCGACCCCGACGGGAAGAGAACUCCACGGGGUAAGAGGGGGUGGAAGUCUUUCUACGCCAUGCUGAAGGGUCUGGUGCUCUACCUGCAGAAGGAUGAGUACCGUGCGGAGCGAGAGCUGACGGAGGAGGACGUGAAGAACGCCGCCAUCCAUCACUCUCUGGCCAUGAGAGCAGCCGACUACAGCAAGAGACCCAACGUCUUCUACCUGAGGACGGCCGACUGGAGGGUCUUCCUGUUCCAGGCUCCGUAA
Messenger RNA from Micropterus salmoides (largemouth bass), 1423 nucleotides. RefSeq names its product PH and SEC7 domain-containing protein 1-like. NCBI's taxonomy places the organism in Eukaryota, Metazoa, Chordata, Actinopteri, Centrarchiformes, Centrarchidae. Gene Ontology annotation, biological process: regulation of ARF protein signal transduction. Gene Ontology annotation, molecular function: guanyl-nucleotide exchange factor activity. The record is from RefSeq and is a predicted model, not a curated record.